Messenger RNA from Morchella sextelata, 708 nucleotides. RefSeq lists its product as uncharacterized. The coding region runs from base 1 to 708 and encodes 235 amino acids. The record is from RefSeq and is a predicted model, not a curated record. The transcript has 2 exons. Lineage: Eukaryota; Fungi; Ascomycota; Pezizomycetes; Pezizales; Morchellaceae.
AUGAUUUUCCUCCUAACAUCUGGGAUCCUCACAACACUCAUACUAACCUUGAGUUGGUUCUUUAUUCGGCGCCAAGGCCGCUCCGAUAGAGCUCCAGCCCAGUCUGCAUCGACCAUACUCGAGACGAAAGAGUCGGCCGAAAAGAUAACUUAUUGGCGUAUCUCUGGUAUCCCAGAAGACUGCGACAAGGACAAGCUCAUAGACUUCCUUCGGAAGCACGAUAAUUCACUCAAGAUCGAUCUCUCAGACCUUUCACUGUUUCCUGGGUGCUAUAGCCAAAAGCAAGUAGGCGUGUUGAGGACCAAAGGGAUCCCGGAAUCCUUUCAGCGAAUCAAACCCGAAGGCGACUACGUCUCGAUAUCUGGGCUUUCCACUGGUGGAGUUACCAUCGACCGAAACUUCUACAAUCUCACGCCUCUGAAUAGACCAGAGGGCGGAAAUUCUAUAGUUGAUGUUGUUGCGGUAACUGGUCUUGCAGGGCACGCAUUCGGGUCAUGGAGGAAUAGAGAGAGCGGCAAAAUGUGGCUUCAAGAUUUUCUUCCCAACGAUAUUAAAAAUAUCCGGGUUUUAACCUAUGGCUACAACUCCAAUCUUAUUGGGAACACGGUAGAUGACACACUCCAAGAUCAAAGAUCAAACUUAUUCAUACAAUUGUUGAAUGUGAGGAAUACGGCAGAGGUAGCAAUCCUAACUAUGAUCAUACCAUGA